This is a messenger RNA of Neohortaea acidophila, 1380 nucleotides long. Its product is annotated as WD40-repeat-containing domain protein. Gene Ontology annotation, cellular component: nucleus; tRNA methyltransferase complex; cytosol. Gene Ontology annotation, molecular function: protein binding; tRNA (guanine(46)-N7)-methyltransferase activity. The coding region runs from base 1 to 1380 and encodes 459 amino acids. Lineage: Eukaryota; Fungi; Ascomycota; Dothideomycetes; Mycosphaerellales; Teratosphaeriaceae. The transcript is spliced from 3 exons. The record is from RefSeq and is a predicted model, not a curated record. Gene Ontology annotation, biological process: RNA (guanine-N7)-methylation.
AUGCAACAGCCAUUCCAAUGCAUUGCGACGGUGUGUCCACCGGCCGCAAGCUCUGACACCCGCUACCUCAUCGCCGCUUGCGGUCCAAAGCUGCAAUCGGUAUCUCUGACAUCUGGCGAUAUUGUGUCACACUGGUCUUCAUCAGAAGUUGUGGAAACAACAUCGACCAGUUCGCCAGCCAACGACAAUAACGAGCGACCUACGAAGAAGUUGAAGACUGCUCCAAGCGAUCAAUCGGCGAAGAAUAUCAUCAAAUUGACUGUUUCCCCGAACAAUCAAUACGUCCUCGUCGUCACCGACGACAAGUCUCUUCACGUUCUGUCCGUGAACGACACCGGAGAAUUAGCGCAGUUGAGCAGCAGGAGCAUGCCCAAGCGCCCCUGCGCCGUCAAAGUUCUUCCCAACAACAGCACUAUUCUCGUUGGCGACAAAUUCGGCGACGUCUAUUCAUUGCCUCUACUCGUCGAUGAUACAGCCAAUGGCAACUCGGAUGCCACUUCCACCAGCGAGGUGACUGCCCCUGAACACAAGCACGUCGAGAAGAAGCCAUUCCAGCCCUCAGCAACCACCAAAACAGUCCACACGCAACGCAAUCUUCGAGCCCUGGCUGCUCAGCAAAAUCAGAAGAAUCUGACCCCCAAGUCGAAAGAACCACUUGCCUUCGAACACAAACUUCUCCUCGGCCAUGUCUCGAUGCUUACAGAUCUCGCCUACGGACAGCAGGAAGUCAAUGGAAAGCCAAGAAAAUACAUCAUUACUGCGGACCGAGACGAGCACAUCCGUGUAACAAGGGGACCACCUCAGUCCCACAUCAUCGAGGGCUAUUGUCUUGGACAUAAAGAUUUCGUCAGCAAGAUUUGUCCUAUCCCCGGCACUACUUUACUAUUGAGUGGUGGCGGAGAUGAUUGGAUUGGAGUGUGGGACUGGUCGGAAUGCAAGCUGCUAAGAAAGCUCUCUCUGCAAGGCGUGUUCGACACAGACUCGAUCGCCAUCUCUGGACUCUGGUUCGGACCAUCUGAUAUCGGUGACGUCGUCCUUGCGGCCUCUGAGAAGUCUCGCAGACUAGCCAUUCUGCCAGCGUCAGAGAUUCUCAAGCAGAACACGGAGAAUGAGGUAUGGUCUUGGAGUGCCUUCGACCAUCCGAUUCUGGACGUUGCGUUUGUCUCCGAGAAGCAGCGGAUGCAGGCCUUUCGACUUACUCAUGGCUCAUCGCCCCAUCGAGACGUCGUCCUUCUCGAAUCUGGCACGCUGAACGAUAAGUUGCAGCGUGUUAAUCGGACUCAAAUUUCCUCUGGGAGUGACCUGGCAACGGAUGAGCUGCUCUACGGUGUGGAGAAGCUACGGAAGCGAGGGCAUGCUGAUGAGGCUGCGGACGAAUGA